GGGGGCUGGGCAGCGGGCAGGCAGGACAGGGCCUGGAGCCGGUCCAGGAAGGAGCUAAUGAUCAACCCGCUGCGGUGUCUGUGCAGCCGCGCUGGGCCUGCCUCUCCGUCACCGGCCCUCAGGCGCAGGGAGGAAGUAGGGCAGGAAGCAGGGGGCGGAGGCCGCUGUGCAGUCAGCCCUGCUGUGGGCGGCCCCUGCCUGCUCCGUCCAGCUGGAGACAGCCCUGUGGGGCCAGCCAGCGCUGGGCCAGGAGUGGCCACCUGGUGCCUGCGUGCUACAGUCCUGUGGGCCUGGGAGCUGCCUCCGAGGAGCACGCCGCAGGGACACCAGGCACUGGAUUUAGGGCCAUCCUCAUCUGGAACACCCUCAUCUUAAGUGAAGGUCACUUCAUCUGCACAGACCAUUUCCAAAUAAGGCCCCAUUCUGAGGUUCCCGUGGGCAUGAAUUUUGAAAGGACAGUGUCAGCCCAGGAUGCGAGGUGACAAGUCAACCCUCCAGAGGUGCUUGGUGGCAUAGGGGAGCUGCCUCUUGGGGAGCAGCCUCUGUGAAGGGACCUGACGCCGCAGUGGUGGCCAGAACCGAGAGCAGUGCAGGGAUGGAGGAGGUGCUCACAGGACCAGGCAUGUGAGGCCUCCGCGGGUCAUGGAGAACCUCCCUGCUGUGAUCACUGAGGAGCCGACCCCCAUGGGGAGGGGUCCCGUGGGACCCUCAGGAGGGGGCAGCAGCCGGGACCAUGUCUGGACGGUGGCCACAAGGCCCUCUGUGAGCUGGGAGAAAGCGGGGCCUGAGGAGGCCAAGGCGCCGGGGAGAGGCGACGAGACUUCUGCCGCCCGUGUGGCUGGGCCGGCCGCUGGGACCCCUCCCUGGCAGAUGGGGGCUUAUCCCACAGACCUGACCUUGCAGCUGCUGGCUGUGCGGAGGAAGAGCGGGCUACAGGACCCCGGCCUACAGCAGACCCUCCGGGGCCAGCUCCGCCUGCUGGAGAAUGACAGCCGGGAGAUGGCUCGCGUGCUCGGGGAAUUAUCAGCCAGGCUGCUGUCGAUCCACAGUGACCAGGACCGGAUCGUGGUGACGUUUAAGACUUUUGAAGAAAUCUGGAAGUUUUCCACCUACCACGCUCUUGGCUUCACUCAUCACUGCCUGGCAAACCUGCUUAUGGACCAGGCCUUCUGGCUGCUCUCGCCCAGUGAGGAGGAGGAGACGGCCAUCCAAGUCCAUGUGGAUGAGAACGCCUUGAGGCUGACCCACGAGAGCCUCCUCGUCCAAGAAGGGCCCUUCUUUGUCCUGUGUCCUGACCACCAUGUGAGAGUGAUGACGGGUCCCCGGGAUGCAGGAAAUGGCCCCCAGGCCCUCAGGCGGGCUUCGGGAGCUCCCCAGGGAGAGGCGGCCCCAGAAGCAGACUCUUCACCACCGAGCCCCAGCGUGUCCUCUGAGGAGGUGGCAGUGGCAGCCGCCCUGGAGCCUUUGAUUCCAUUUCAUCAAUGUAUCUGCCCCAAAUCUGAAAUCCCGCAGCAAAGACCUCCCUCUUCUGGCUCCAGGUGGGCUCUUAGGGUCCCCCAGGACCCCAUCGAUGACGCCAUGGGUGGCCCUGUGACGCCCAACAGCCGGCUGAUGGCUGUGGGCCUGGCCUCGGCGUUGGCAGACUUCCAGGGCUCGGGGCCCGAAGAGCUGACCUUCCAAGGUGGCGACCUCAUCGAGAUCCUUGGGGCGCGGGUGCCCGGCCUGCCCUGGUGCGUGGGCCGACACGCAGCCUCGGGCCAGGUGGGGUUUGUGCGGAGCGGCCUCAUCAGCAUGCAGGGCCCCGUGUCCGAGAUGGAAAGUGCGAUUUUUCUCAAUGAGGAAGAAAAGUCAUUCUUCAGCGAGGGCCGCUUUUCUGAGGAGGAUGCCAGGCAGUUGCUGAGGCGGAUGUCAGGCACUGAUGUCUGCAGCGUGUACAGCCUGGACUCAGUAGAGGAAGCUGAGACCGAGCAGCCGCAGGAAAAAGAAAUGCCUCCACCUUGCCUGGGCCCGGAGCCACAGGAGACCCUGCAGAAGGUGAAGAAUGUUCUGGAACAAUGCAAGACCUGCCCAGGCUGCCCCCAGGAGCCAGCAUCCUUGGGUCUCUGUGCGGCAUCCAGCAACGUGAGCUUGCAGGACCCCGAGGAGCCCUCCUUCUGCUUGGAAGCUGAGGACGACUGGGAGGAUCCAGAGGCCCUGAGCUCACUGCUGCUGUUCCUGAACACCCCCGGAUACAAGGCCAGCUUCCGUGGCCUGUACGACGUGGCACUGCCAUGGCUGAGCAGCGUGUUCUGCAGCUUUAGCGAUGAGGAGGAGCUGACUGGGCGCCUGGCACAGGCCCGAGGGGCGGCUAAGAAAGCUGGCCUCCUCAUGGCCCUGGCCAGGCUCUGCUUCCUCCUGGGGCGGCUGUGCAGCAGGAGGCUCAAGCUGUCCCAGGCCCGGGUGUACUUUGAGGAAGCACUGGGGGCCCUGGAGGGCAGUUUUGGGGACCUGUUCCUGGUGGUGGCUGUGUACGCCAACCUGGCCAGCAUUUACCGGAAGCAGAAGAACCGGGAGAAGUGUACACAGGUGGUUCCCAAAGCCAUGGCCCUGCUCCUGGGGAUGCCCAGCCACAUCUGCAGCACUGAGGCGGAGGGGGAGCUCCUGCAGCUGGCGCUGCGGCAGGCGGUGGGUGGCCAGAGCCUGCAGGCCGAGGCCCGGGCCUGCUUCCUGCUGGCCAGGCACCACGUGCACCUCAAGCAGCCCGAGGAGGCCCUGCCCUUCCUAGAGCGGCUGCUGCUUUUGCACAGGGACUCGGGAGCCCCAGAGGCUGCGUGGCUCUCAGACUGCUACCUACUCCUGGCUGACAUCUACAGCCGCAAGUGCCUGCCCCACCUGGUGCUGAGCUGUGUCAAGGUGGCCUCAUUGAGGACACAGGACUCGCUGGCCGGCUCGCUGAGGAGCGUGAACCUGGUGCUCCAGAACGCCCUCCAGCCCCACAGCCUCCCCACACAGACUUCCCACUACCUCAGGCGAGCGCUGGCCUCCCUAACCCCGGGCACAGGCCAGGCGCUGUGCGGCCUUCUCCACGCCAGCCUGGCCCAGCUGUACAGCCACCAUGGCUACCACAGCCCGGCCAUCACCUUCAUGACGCAGGCAGUGGAAGCCAGUGCUGUUGCCGGAGUCCGUGCCAUCGUGGACCGCCUGGUGGCCCUGGCCUGGCUGCACGUGCUUCAUGGGCAGAGCCCGGUGGCCCUGGACAUCCUGCAGUCUGUCCAGGAUGCAGUGGUGGCCAGCGAGGACCAGGAGGGCGUGAUUGCCAACAUGGUGGCCGUAGCUCUGAAGAGGACGGGCCAGACGAGGCAGGCAGCCGAGGGCUACUACCGUGCCCUACGGGCGGCUCGGGACCUGGGCCAGCGGAGGAACCAGGCAGUGGUGCUGGCCAACUUCGGGGCCCUGUGCCUGCACGCGGGUGCCAGCAGGCUGGCCCAGCACUACCUCCUGGAGGCCGUGCGGCUGUUCUCGAGGCUGCCCUGUGGGGAGUGUGGCCGGGACUUCACCCACGUGCUCCUGCAGCUGGGCCACCUCUGCACCCGCCAGGGCCCGGCCCAGCAGGGCAAGGGCUACUAUGAGUGGGCCCUUUUGGUCGCCGUGGAGAUGGGUCAUGUGGAGAGCCAGCUGCGGGCCGUCCAGAGACUGUGCUACUUCUACAGCACCGUCAUGCCCAGCGAGGCCCAGUGUGUCAUCUACCAUGAGCUCCAGCUCUCCCUGGCCCGCAAGGUGGCUGACAAGGUGCUGGAGGGGCAGCUCCUGGAGACCAUCAGUCAGCUCUACCUGUCCCUGGGCACCGAGCGGGCCUACAAAUCCGCUCUAGACUACACCAAACGAAGUCUGGGGAUUUUCAUUGACCUCCAGAAGAAAGAGAAGGAGGCUCAUGCCUGGCUGCAAGCAGGGAAGAUCUACUACAUCCUGCGGCAGAGCGAGCUGGUGGACCUGUACAUCCAGGUGGCACAGAAUGUGGCCCUGUACACAGGGGACCCCAACCUGGGGCUGGAGCUGUUUGAGGCAGCUGGAGACAUCUUCUUCAAUGGGGCCUGGGAGCGGGAGAAAGCUGUGUCCUUCUACCGGGACCGGGCCCUGCCCCUGGCAGUGACUACGGGCAACCGCAAAGCGGAGCUGCGGCUGUGCAACAAGCUGGUGGCACUGCUGGCCACGCUGGAGGAGCCCCAGGAGGGCUUGGAGUUUGCCCACAUGGCCCUAGCACUCAGCAUCACUCUGGGGGACCGGCUGAACGAGCGCGUGGCCUACCACCGGCUGGCCGCCCUGCACCACCGGCUGGGCCACAGCGAACUGGCGGAGCACUUCUACCUCAAGGCCCUGUCGCUCUGCAACUCGCCGCUGGAGUUUGACGAGGAGACCCUCUACUACGUGAAGGUGUACCUGGUGCUCGGUGACAUCAUCUUCUACGACCUGAAGGACCCGUUUGAUGCAGCUGGGUACUACCAGCUGGCACUGGCAGCCGCCGUGGACCUGGGCAACAAAAAGGCACAGCUGAAGAUCUACACGCGGCUGGCCACCAUCUACCACAACUUCCUCCUGGACCGCGAGAAGUCGCUCUUCUUCUACCAGAAGGCCAGGACCUUCGCCACAGAGCUCAACAUCCGCAGGGUCAACCUGCCUCCUUUGCCACUCUGCGGGUGGGUCCCCUGGUUGGCCCCCAGCCACCCUCGCUGAGGACAGCAUCUGAGGGAGUGGGUUUUGUGCGAGGAGGAUGGUCUCCUGCCUCUCCUGGUGUCUCCCGUGGCUCAUUUUCUGGGAAAUGGAGGCAUGAAAGCAGGGUUCAAAUAGCAAUAAAUGUUUGGGUUUUUUUCUGCAAUAA
Molecule: messenger RNA, 4855 nt
Organism: Piliocolobus tephrosceles (Ugandan red Colobus)
Lineage: Eukaryota; Metazoa; Chordata; Mammalia; Primates; Cercopithecidae
Gene: SH3TC1
Product: SH3 domain and tetratricopeptide repeats 1
Exons: 20
Coding region: 643-4710 (1355 amino acids)
Molecular function (GO): protein binding
Source: RefSeq, a predicted model, not a curated record